Molecule: messenger RNA, 1092 nt
Organism: Penicillium brasilianum
Lineage: Eukaryota; Fungi; Ascomycota; Eurotiomycetes; Eurotiales; Aspergillaceae
Source: the annotation of a GenBank genome assembly
AUGGCUCCAUCGCUUGUCGAAUCCACCACCGAGCCUAUUGUUCCUAUCGAGGAAGGCAAGAUCAACCUCAAGGGCCUACAGAGGGUACCGCUAAAGUCCAGCGGUGCUCUCGACGCCUUCGAGUCCUUUGAUGUCACGCCAGUGAUUGGCCGUGAAUUCCCUAAUGCAAGCUUGAAGGACUUUCUGCGUGCUCCGAAUUCUCAUGAGCUGCUCCGGGAUCUUGCUCUUACCAUCUCGCAGCGUGGCGUGGUUUUCUUCAGAAAGCAGGAUGGUCUAGACGACGAGCUGCAAAAGGAGCUUGUCCAGCGACUAGGGGAGCUUUCGGGAAAGCCAAAGACUUCUGGACUGCACAUUCACCCAAUCGCCAACUCUGGUCGUGAGCAUAGUGUUGCAGAUGACGAGAUCAGUGUCAUUAGCUCACAGCAGCGCAAGACUUUGUACAUUCAGCGCAAUGAGCGCAAGCAAAGCGCUCGCACUGAGUGGCAUAGCGAUAUCACCUUUGAGCCUAUUCCCAGUGACUACACGAUUCUCCGUUUGACGGAGCUUCCCAGGACUGGUGGAGACACGCUCUGGGCUUCUGGCUACGAAGUGUACGACCGCCUGUCAGAGCCGUACCAGAAAUUCCUGGAAGGUCUUACUGCAACAUAUGCUCAACCUCGCUUCAAUGAGGUUGCUCAGAACAACAACUUCAAAAUUCACCCGGGCCCACGCGGCGCUCCCGAGAACGUUGGGGAAGAGCUUCGCGCCGAGCACCCGGUUAUACGCACUAACCCAGUCACGGGUUGGAAGAGCGUAUUCGCCGUUGGAACGCACGUCCAGAAAGUAAACGGAGUCACGCAAGAGGAGAGCGACCACUUGCUGAAGUGGUUCGUGAAUCUGGUUGUCGAGAAUCACGAUUUGCAAGUGCGCCUCCGAUGGCAGAACCCGAAUGAUCUUGCCAUCUGGGACAACCGCUCGGUCUAUCAUGCCGCCACUUGGGACUAUGAAGAGAUUGGUUCUCGAACGGGUCAUCGCGCAGUUGGGCUGGGAGAACGGCCGUAUUUGGACCCCAAGAGCAUCAGCAGAAGACAGGCACUGGCGGAGAGCGAGUAG